AUGGCUGCCAUCCGACUUCGAGAAUUUAUCGACCACCGCCCAGUGGUCCCAUCCAGUAUAUUCAUCACUCAUCAAGGAAAGGACAUCCAAGGAUAUUACACCGGGCAGCUGGCAAGAGUCCAUUUUGAGUCUAGUGUGAAGAGACCACCCAGAUAUUUGCAGCCUGCGGAACGAUGGUAUAAGGAAACCACCUAUCAAAGAGACUAUUCUCUGCCAUUUUACAACAUGGGUUGCAACCAGAAAUUAGCCACAGUUUCAUCGAAUCCUACACCACUAAAUUCACUGCCAGAGUUCUACUGUUGUGAAGCGAGGCAGCUUUGA
Molecule: messenger RNA, 321 nt
Organism: Nyctereutes procyonoides (raccoon dog)
Lineage: Eukaryota; Metazoa; Chordata; Mammalia; Carnivora; Canidae
Gene: SPMIP3
Product: chromosome unknown C1orf100 homolog
Exons: 4
Coding region: 1-321 (106 amino acids)
Source: RefSeq, a predicted model, not a curated record